Messenger RNA from Pogoniulus pusillus (Red-fronted tinkerbird), 4195 nucleotides. RefSeq lists its product as uncharacterized. Bases 64 to 1905 code for a protein of 613 amino acids. The transcript has 20 exons. Gene Ontology annotation, molecular function: catalytic activity. Lineage: Eukaryota; Metazoa; Chordata; Aves; Piciformes; Lybiidae. The record is from RefSeq and is a predicted model, not a curated record.
CGGCAGCACCGCCCCAGGAGCGGGAGGGCUCCGCCGUCAGCGGAGUCGGUGGGAGGAUUGGCCAUGGCGCCGCUGCUGCUGUUACUGCUUGUGUCACUGCUGUCGGCCGCCGCCGCUUUUCACCUGUGCUGCGUUCGGCGGCACACGGGCAGUGCGGGGGUCACGCUGCGUCGCCGGGAGCCGGGCCGGGCUGAGGCGAGGGGCUACAACCCCCCGAAGGACCCUUGGGCGCCACGGCUAUGCGGCUCCGGGCUGCGGCUCUUCGUCCAUGUGGCCAACACGGCUUUUGGACAGAUAUGCUUACUGCCCUUCUUAAUAAGGCUGAACAACUUCUCGCUGAUGCGUUCACUUGACAUUCACGAAGAUCCCACGUUUAUCCCAGAGGUUGCUGCAGAAGGUGAAGACAAGACUGAGACUAAAAACACUUUGAAUAUUAUGGAGCAGCUGCUAGAUGCAAGGUCUGAUUCUUCUAGAGCUGGGUUUAGCUUCAAAGGGAUCAAAGACUACUUGGACUGCUACCGGAGUGGGAGGCUGACACCAUCUCAGGUAGCAAAGAACAUCAUUGCCACACUGGAGGACUGUGACAAAUCCACGCCCCCGCUCAGAGCAAUAGUGCAGUGGGACCGGGAGCAAAUAUUGCUGAUGGCUGAGGCCUCCACUGCUCGUUACAGGAAUAAAUGUACCCUGUCUUAUCUGGAUGGUAUCCCAGUGUGUCUGAAAGAAGAGUUCCAAGUGGUACCUUACCAUCACCGUGUGGGAACAGCCUAUCUUGGGACAAAGCCUGAAAUGGAAGAUGCUACGGUGGCCAAGAAGCUGCGAGAGGCAGGAGCUAUCAUUAUUGGCGUCUCAAACAUGCAUGAACUAGGGACUGGAACAACUGGAUGCAAUCCUAAUAGGUACCACAUGAUCCCUAGGAAUCCCUACAAGCCUAACCACUACACAGGUGGGAGCUCCAGUGGGUCAGCAGCAGCUGUAGCAGCAGGUCUCUGCCCAGUGGCUAUUGGCACAGAUGGAGGCGGCUCUGUGAGGAUUCCUGCUUCGUUCUGUGGUGUGGUGGGGCUGAAAGGUACAUUUGGGCGCAUCAGUGGUCAUGGCUGCUUGCCACUCUCCUACUCUACAGUUAGUGUAGGCCCUAUCUGUACUUCAGUAGCAGAUGCAGCCAUUGUUUACAGUGUCCUUGCUGAGCCAGAUCCUCUCUAUCCAUAUGGACUAAAACAGCCCAAAGCAAACCUAUCUGAAAUAUGUGCUCUUGACCUGAAAGGCUUAAAACUGGGAGUGGACUGGAAGUAUUUUAAGGCAUGUGAUGCUGAGGUCCUGUCCAUCUGUGAGAAAGCGGUGGAGCACCUGCAGAGUUUUGGAGCCAGUGUGGUUGAAGUGUCCCUCCCAGAGAUGGAGGAAGUGCGAGUAGCACACGCAGUCUGCAUUCUCAGUGAGAUGAGGGACUUCCUGCAGCCUGACUUCAAUAAGCAUUUCCAUGAAAUGAACUUGGAGACUCGGGCUACCCUGGCCUUGGCUUCCCAGUUCACAGCUCUGGAUUACAUUACGGCAAACCGACAAAGAACUCGGAGCAUGACGUUUUUGCGAGAGAUCUUCACCACUGUGAACUGUAUCCUUACACCAGCUGUUCCUUGCACUGCCCCAAGGAUCUACGAGUCUGACCUUCUGACUGGCAGCAGCGAUUUGUCUUUCACAGUCCGCUCCAUGAGAUUCAUGCAGCUGGGUAACUUCACUGGGAUUCCAGGCCUUGUGGUCCCCAUUGGAUAUUCUACUGCUGGGCUCCCUGUCAGUUUCCAGGUCAUGGCAAAAUGGUGGGAUGAAGCUGUUCUUCUGAGGAUCGGCCUGAAGCUAGAGCAGUUUCGUUAUCAGACCAAAAAGCCAUCUGUUUAUUAUGACAUCCUUGCAUAAGGAUGUGACCAUCCUGAGGGACCAAGAUGGGAACCAACUCUUUUUCUUUUGUUUUUGGUCUUAAUCUGACCUGACCAAGUGGAUUUAUUUUCAGUGUUCAUCUGAAUAAGGCUUAGUAGCAGAUGAUUUGAGAGGGGAGGAACAAUGAUUGAGCAGGCACUGAUGCUAAGCAGAUGUAAUUUUUGCUUCCUGUUUGUUAUCAGAUGGUUCAGUUUAUAGUGGAGAGACCAGCUGUGCUAGCUAGUUCCUUGCUGUGUUUUUGCUAACAGGAGAAGCUGCAACUAUCUUCUGCAACUUCUUUCCAUGUAGCACUUAUGUAAAGAUGGAAAGCAGAUGCAGCUACAGGACUGCAUGUGGAUGGAAAAGUACAACCCCUAGACUGCAGUCCUUCUCACAGAACAUGGCUUGAAUCCAGGACAGAACAAAGGUCCUGUUUUGAGAGGGAGAGGCAGCUUUCAUCCUUCCUUUGGAAGGAGGAUGAUCUGCAUUUAGGUAGUGUGUGUCUGUGGUCCCUUAGAUAAACCCUCAGAGCAAAACAGAAAGCCUCUAGCUAUGGAAGUGUCACUGUGCUUCUGUCCCUUAUGCUGCGAACAGUGUAAGGUCAGCUGGUCUGCUGCACAAAGUAUAGGUCUGCUCAUUACAUGAACAGUCCUGGUAGAUGUCUACUUUCAGCCUUGUAUCCAGGGGAAAGAAAAGCAGAGCACAAAACUUGAUCAACUCUGUGACCCAAGUGUCUUGGUGUAGGAUUGUGGUUUUCUCUUGCACCUAUUUCUCAAGCUAAGCCUUGUGGAGCCUCUUUUCUCCCGCUGGUUUUGCCAAACUACAGUCAUUGAGGUAGCCAAAGGGAAGAAAUUAUCUGCUAGUGCUGUGAAGUGAUGCUCAAGGGGUGCUGAGCCAACUAGUACAGAUCCGUGUGGUGUUGAAAGUAGAAACCUCUACUGCGCAAGUUCAAGAGCUGAGGGAGACCUUACUGUGGCCUUUCAGUACUUUAAAGGGGGUUUAGAAGAAAAAUGGGGACAUACCUUUUAGCUCUAGAUGAAAAUUCCCUCUUACCCUACCCGAAGUGGAAUUCAGAGAUGAAUUAAAGACAAGACUCUGCUCUGUAAAGCAGUACACUGCAAGAGGAGAAGCUUCAGAAGACUAUACUCAUACAACAAAGGUUGCAGGCCCCAGACUGUAAGCUCUUUUAAGUACCUGUGUCCUGCCAGCAGCAGUCUGGCCAUGUGAAAGCUAAGACUAGGCCUAGGACUAACCAAAGCUAAGCAUUUCUGUUAAUUUUGGAGUCGCCUGAGGUUAAUGCUCAGAGGCAUCUCCUGUUGCCUACCUCACCAGGUAUCCCGGGCUUGUGUUCAGGCUGCUGGAGAAGCUGUCUUACAGACAGGAGAAUACGGCUGUAUUCUUACUUAGUGUGGAAGUAAAGAAGAGAAAAUAGCUGCAGUUUCUCUCCAAACUCUGUAGAGUUUGGGUGGUUUGGUUCAUUGUGUUGUUUUUCCCCUGUACAUACCCACCUUAAGUUUAAACAGUGCUAGCACUUUACUAAUGACUAAAACUAAGUCAGAUGGCACCUGCCUGGAAGAACGUUGCAUUGCUGUCCCCUUCGUUACGUGAGGUAAAGUGUCAGCUCCUACCAGCAGCAGUCACCAGCAUCCACAUGGUUGAUAUUGGCCAUUUAUCAUCAGUUCCCUCUCUAUGACACUGCCAGAGCUUUUCCCACUACAUUUUCAUGUUGUUCAGCUCUGUGACAAACAGUUUUAAAAACAAAGUAUUUCUUCUAUAAUUAAUGAUAAGUUAUUAAGCACUAACAACAUACUUUGAGCAAACCACUGCUGAAAUGUGUUUUAUAGCAAUAAGGGAGAAGAAUAAAUUCUUGUCAGGAUUGUUAUUGCUUGAAGGAAAUGGCUGAAUAUUCUUUAAUGCUGUUACUGAAGGGAUUAGAGAUGGAUGUUUGAAGUAAUCAACUAUCCUGCUAGGUGAUAACCUCUAUUUCCAAACCCUCCUAAAUGAUACAACAACCUGAAAUUAUAAUUACUUAGUUCACUCUCUAGCUAGAGGGAGGGGGUUCAAGUUCCUAGGAAGAUGGAUAGGAGCUGAAGUGUAAAGAGUUUGCUGUUUUUAACAAGUACUUGCCUCCUGCUAACAGUGGGAAGAAUUGAAAGCUUUUGCUGACAGGAACUUCCUGAAUGCUGCUUCCUCUCUUUGCCUAAGCUGGUAUCUCAUCACUGCACAUCUCCAGUGCAUGAUUUCCCUGGUGCUGAGGUUACCAGGAUAAAUUUUACUCAUCCUAGUGAAA